Fonsecaea erecta is the source of this 1992-nucleotide messenger RNA. RefSeq lists its product as hypothetical. The transcript is spliced from 4 exons. Gene Ontology annotation, molecular function: flavin adenine dinucleotide binding; NADP binding; N,N-dimethylaniline monooxygenase activity. The coding region runs from base 1 to 1992 and encodes 663 amino acids. NCBI's taxonomy places the organism in Eukaryota, Fungi, Ascomycota, Eurotiomycetes, Chaetothyriales, Herpotrichiellaceae. The record is from RefSeq and is a predicted model, not a curated record.
AUGUCCCCUCAUAGCACGCUCGGGGUACCUACAGCCACCAACCCGGUCUUCGAGGCCUAUGGACUUCCUGGAGACAUAACUAUCGGCAGCAACACACCGGGACCACACCCCUCAUCUGUCGAGAGACCAGUCCACUACGCGGACUGGGACAAACCAGGUCCUACCGGGUAUGUGGUCUCGGACCACAUGAUCAACGAGGUUCCUGUUAGCAAGCCCACAUUCAAGAUCCUCAUCAUCGGUGCUGGCGCUGCUGGCAUUGAUUUUCUGCAUUAUGCACCUAAACUUCUCGCCGGCCUCGGAGUCAAUAUCGUUUGCUACGACAAGAACUCAGAUAUUGGCGGCACUUGGCUCGAAAACCGCUACCCCGGAUGCGCUUGUGAUGUCCCCAGUGUGGGAUACACGUUUCCCUGGAAAGCCAACCCUUACUGGACCAGCUUCUACUCAACGAGCCAGGAGAUCUGGAAGUACAUGAAGGAUAUCGUCGAUGAAGAGGGAAUGAUGAAAUACAUCACCCUGAACACGAGGAUCGAUGCUGCUCGUUGGGAUGAACAGCGGAGUCUCUGGGUGGUGAAGCUCUCUCAGUCGCAAGAUGGCCAAGAGUCCAAAGAAUGGGAAGAGGAAUGCGAUCUGCUCUUAAACGGCGCCGGUUUUUUGAACGCCUGGAAAUGGCCAGAUAUCCCGGGACUUAAAACCUUCCAGGGCGACCUUUUUCACACUGCCCACUAUAAGGAAGGGUACGACUUAAAGGGCAAAAGAGUAGCGGUCAUCGGCUCCGGAAGCUCUGGAGUCCAAGUUUGUGCGUCCAUCUAUAAGGAUGUUGAGCACAUGUAUACCUGGGUUCGAAACCCGACCUGGAUCACGGCGGCCUUUGGUCAACAAUUCGCUGGCAAGGAUGGCCGGAAUUUCGACUACACUGAGGAGCAGAAACGUGCCUUUAACGAGGAUCCGACAAGAUAUCAGCGGUAUAAGAAGAUGAUUGAGAAUGAACUGAAUAAACGUUUCAAGUUGGUCCUCCGAAACACCAAGGAGUCAGACGAAGCGAAUGCUUACGCCUUCAAAGAAAUGUCGACUAAACUGGAGGGCAAGCCUGAACUACGAGAUGCCAUCAUCCCGGAUAACUUCAACGUGGCUUGCCGAAGGCCCACCCCCGGCAACGGCUAUCUAGAAGCCCUCGCCGGCGAGAAGACCACCGUCUUCACCAAGAAUAUCCACUCCAUUACGGAGCGCGGGGUUGUGGAUUCGGCAACGGGCAAGGAGUACGAGGUCGAUGUGAUCAUCUGCGCCACAGGAUUCGACACCUCGUUCCGCCCGCGGUUCCCCCUUACAGGUCUCGACCCAAAGACCACGUUAACCGAGAAGUGGUCAAAAUUCCCGGCCAGCUAUCUCGGUAUCGGCGUCGACGGCUUCCCCAACUACUUCACCUACUCGGGGCCCUUUACGCCCGUCGCGCAGGGCUCCAUUCUGCCUAUCCUCUCCAUGCUAACGAAUCACUUUAUAGAGAUCAUCCGCAAGAUGCGGACACAGCAUAUUCGCCGCCUGAGCCCCAAGACGCAGUCCGUGCUCGAUUUCGCCGAGCACGCGUCGACCUUCAUACCCCGGACGUGCUGGGCGGACCCUUGUUCCUCGUGGUUCAAGCAGGGCACCAAGGACGGCCCCGUCGUCAUGUGGCCGGGCUCGCGUCUCUCCUUCUUCGAGGUCCUCCACCACCCGAACUACGAGGACUACGAGAUCGAGUACUGGAGCAAGAACCGCUGGGGUUAUCUAGGCAAUGGCUUCGUUGACUUCGAGUUCACUGGCACCAGAGACCUAACCUGGUACUUGGACGCAUUCUCGGACCGCAAGGAAUGGGAGCGCGGCGUCGAGUUCAACAGGGACCCCGAUGAGUUCCGCAAUGUCAGUGCUGGCGCGUUGCCGGGUCAAAAGACGCUGGGCCGUGGUAAGGAGCACACGCCUGUGGAGGUGGUCAACGGCGUGCCGGAUGCUGGACACUAG